GGGACAGAGAGGUGGAGUGAAGAAAGGGCUGGUGGGAGCUCUGGCUUCCCAUUGCCGUGUCAUUAAUGCUUCCUUAGAGGAUAAGGGGCUGGACUGGUGGCUCUGCCACCCAUCCCCUCAUCCGUGGUUAUUCUUACAAAAAGGACUUGACUAACUUUGUUUUGUGCUUAUUUGCAUCUACCUCCCACACUCCUGUGAGUUCCUUGAGGGCAGAGGCCAUGUAGGAAAUGCUGCUGAAUUUCUAGCACUCUGCCUGGAUAGAACUAUCUCAUUUCUAAUUGGUUGAGUGAUCUGGGAAGCACAUCAUAAGGGGCACAUUUCAAACAGCAGUCUGAAGGCCUGGUGGUGGGAAAGAGCUGUUAGAGAUGGGCACAGGCAGUUGGAAGCCAUAGCAGAGUUUUUCACAGGGGAAGGACAUGAUGAAGAAAAGCCAGGAUUCUGCUUUACCUAGAGGAAGUUUAAAACCAGCGGUUCCAGGGCUCUCCUGCAUUCUACCUUUCUCACGCCCUAAAGUUGAGAAGACCGAAAGCGAAGGCAAGAAGAGGACCCGGAAGUAGGGAGGACCUCCGAACACGUGAUGGGGGAACCUGCGGGUGAUGUCACGUGACCCACCAACCUGCCGCUGCUCCUUGGUGCGGAACAUUCCGCUGUUCUUAAAGCAGGCAGCUGGAGCUAGGUCGGGCAAUGGGGCGUUGACCAGUCUCGCCUGUCGCAGACCCUCAUCCACCCGGUCAGAGCCAACUCGCUGACUUUGGACCCUUCGGGGGAUCUGAACUUGAUGCCAUGGGAGGUUGUGAGGGCUCCAGGUGGCGCCUUCCAAAUUCCGAGAGGGAGGAAACCACCUCUGAGCCCCAAGCCCCUCUGCUGGAUCGUCAGAGUGCACAUUGGAAGAAUGCGGUGGGCUUUUGGCUCCUGGGCCUUUGCAACAACUUCUCUUACGUGGUGAUGCUCAGUGCUGCCCACGACAUACUUAGACAUGAGAGAGCCUCUGGGAACCAGAGCCAUGUAGACCCAAGCCCGAUGCCCAUCCCCCACAACAGUUCAUCUCGAUUCGACUGCAACUCUGUCUCCACAGCUGCAGUGCUCCUGGCUGACAUCCUUCCCACCCUCCUCAUCAAGCUGCUGGCUCCUCUAGGCCUUCAUCUGCUGCCCUACAGCCCUCGGGUGCUCCUCAGUGUUUGUUCUGCGGGCAGCUUUAUCCUGGUUGCCUUUUCUCACUCAGUGGCAAUCAGCCUGUGCGGUGUGGUCCUGGCCAGCAUCUCAUCAGGUCUGGGGGAGGUCACCUUCCUCUCACUCACUGCCUUCUACCCCAGGGCUGUGAUCUCCUGGUGGUCCUCGGGCACUGGGGGAGCAGGGCUGCUGGGAGCACUUUCCUACUUGGGCCUCACCCAGGCUGGCCUCUCCCCACAGCACACCCUGCUUUCCAUGCUGGGGAUCCCUGCCCUGCUGCUCGCCAGCUAUUUCUUGUUGCUCACAUCUCCUGAGUCCCAGGACCCUGGAGGAGAAGACGAGGCAGACACUGGAGCUCGGCAGCCCCUCAUAGGCACAGAGACCUCAGAGUUGAAGCCAGGCUCCAGCUGGAACCUCUCCCUCCAGGAAAGAUGGACCGUGUUCAAGGGCCUGCUGUGCUACAUCAUCCCCCUGGUGCUGGUCUACUUUGCUGAGUAUUUUAUCAACCAGGGACUUUUUGAGCUUCUGUUUUUCCGGAACACAUCCCUGAGUCAUGCUCAGCAGUACCGCUGGUACCAGAUGCUGUACCAGGCUGGCGUCUUCGCCUCCCGCUCUUCUCUCCGUUGCUGUCGCAUCCGCUUCAUCUGGGUCCUGGCCCUGCUGCAGUGCCUCAACCUGGCCUUCCUACUGGCAGAUGUACUGUUGACCUUCCUGCCAAGCAUCUACAUGGUCUUCCUGAUCAUCCUUUACGAGGGGCUCCUGGGGGGUGCGGCCUACGUGAACACCUUCCACAACAUUGCUCUGGAGACCAGUGACCAGCACCGAGAGUUUGCCAUGGCAGCCGCCUGUAUCUCUGACACCCUGGGGAUCUCCCUGUCGGGGGUCCUGGCCCUGCCUUUGCAUGACUUCCUCUGCAGUCUGCCCUGACACUGGUUGGAGCCCAGGAUAGACUGACCUCUGGGCAGGUCAGAUGGCCAGGCCUGCCCCAGACCCCAUCCCUGAGUUCUGCCUGGCCUUCCCCGCCAGGCCUGCAGGGUGGGAAGUGCUGAGACCUGUUUCCCGUGACCAUGGGACAGCCAUCGUCUCCCACUCUCAAGCUGGUCUCGGGAGUUUCUUCAUGGCAUCUUGCCCUCUGAAUAAAUGCCUAUUUUAUCAACUGA
Sciurus carolinensis (gray squirrel) is the source of this 2330-nucleotide messenger RNA. RefSeq names its product CLN3 lysosomal/endosomal transmembrane protein, battenin (gene Cln3). The record is from RefSeq and is a predicted model, not a curated record. Gene Ontology annotation, biological process: lysosomal lumen acidification; lysosome organization. NCBI's taxonomy places the organism in Eukaryota, Metazoa, Chordata, Mammalia, Rodentia, Sciuridae. Gene Ontology annotation, cellular component: lysosome; membrane.